AUGGGAGAGUUGCCGAGAGCACUCCUCCCGAAGUUCAACAAGGCCAAGGAGGACGGAGAUCAGGAGGCCCAGACCAAGCUCCUGGCCGUCUGCCCAGACUUGGAGGCUGCGUGGAAGCCGCCUCCAGAGACCUCACCAGUGGAGCGCCUGGCUCAGAAGGCGCAACAGCUCCGCCAGCUCCAGGCGCAGCAGGGGCGGAUCAAGAACCAGCUGGUGCAGGCGGCCCAGACGCUCAAGGAUAUGCAGACCAAGCUCAGGACCAACAUUGAUGAGUGCCAGUCGGCGCAGGCUGAGAUUGACGAAUUGGUUGGCAAGACCAAGGCAGCAGGACCUCAGUCGGAAGCACGGCGAGCACAACAGGCUCAUCAAGAACAGGAAAAAGAAUUCCCAGAGUUGGAGACCGAGGAGUUGGCGUCCCUCGACGAGCCCACUCGGAAACAGUACGAAGAAGCGGCAGCGGCUCACAAGCAGGCUCGCAACGUGCUCAAGUCGGCCACCGACGCGGGCAAGGCGGCGCGAGAGGCUGCAGAGAGGCUGCGAACGCUGCACCAUUCCAUCAAGAGGCGCAGAGGGGCGGGAGGUGAAGCCCAAGGAGCAGAUGCAGCAGCGGCGAAGCCAGACGAGAGCGCCGCAGCGGCAACUCCAGAGGCGGUUGACUUCACGGACCCGAGCGCGAUCGACCAGUACAUUGCCAAGACAGCGGCGCUCCGUGCCAGGGCCAAGGGGGCAGCCAGCGUUGCACCGUCGAGCUGCUGA
Prorocentrum cordatum is the source of this 756-nucleotide messenger RNA. The record is from the annotation of a GenBank genome assembly. NCBI's taxonomy places the organism in Eukaryota, Dinophyceae, Prorocentrales, Prorocentraceae.